Messenger RNA from Mesorhabditis belari, 1314 nucleotides. The record is from the annotation of a GenBank genome assembly. Lineage: Eukaryota; Metazoa; Nematoda; Chromadorea; Rhabditida; Rhabditidae.
AUGACGGUGAACAGCAAGCUCCCCUACAAAGUGGCCGACAUGGGACAGGCGGAAUUCGGAAGAAAAGAAAUCAUCAUGGCCGAGAAUGAGAUGCCCGGAUUGAUGGCCAUGAGGAAGAAAUACGGACCGACGAAGCCACUCAAGGGUGCUAAGAUCGCUGGUUGCCUUCACAUGACUAUCCAAACGGCCGUCCUCAUCGAGACUUUGAUCGAGCUCGGCGCCGAGGUGCAAUGGUCAUCGUGCAACAUUUUCUCAACACAAGAUCACGCCGCUGCAGCUAUCGCUGCUGCUGGAAUCCCCGUUUACGCGUGGAAGGGAGAGACUGAUGAGGAGUAUGAGUGGUGCAUUGAGCAGACGCUCGUCUUCGCCGACGGACAACCAUUGAACAUGAUCCUCGAUGAUGGUGGUGAUCUCACGAAUAUCGUCCAUCAGAAAUACCCACAAUACUUGCCUGCAAUUCGCGGACUCUCCGAGGAGACCACCACCGGAGUCCACAAUUUGGCCAAGAUGUUGGAGAAGGGAGAUUUGAAGGUCCCAGCCAUCAACGUGAACGACUCGGUGACGAAAUCGAAAUUUGACAAUCUCUACGGGAUUCGCGAGUCAUUGAUCGAUGGAAUCAAGCGCGCCACCGAUGUGAUGUUGGCCGGAAAAGUGUCCGUCGUUUGCGGAUACGGAGAUGUCGGAAAGGGGUCGGCCGCCUCGUUGAAAGCUUUCGGAUCUCGGGUCAUUGUCACCGAAAUCGACCCAAUCAAUGCUUUGCAGGCUGCCAUGGAAGGUUACGAGGUGACCACAUUGGAGGAGGCUGCCCCAAAGGCGAACAUCAUUGUGACAACCACCGGUUGCAAGGGAAUCGUUCGCGGUGAACACUUCGAGCAACUCCCCGAUGAUGCUAUUGUUUGCAAUGUGGGACACUUCGAUUGUGAGAUCGAUGUGAAAUGGUUGAACGCGAAUGCUGCCAAGAAGGACACCAUCAAGCCACAGGUUGAUCGUUACUUGAUGAAGAAUGGUCGCCACGUCAUUUUGCUCGCCGAGGGACGUCUCUGCAAUUUGGGAUGCGCCACCGGACAUCCAUCAUUCGUCAUGUCGAACUCGUUCACAAACCAGGUUCUCGCCCAAAUCGAGCUGUGGACGAAGCACGGAACCGCCGAACAGUACAAAGUUGGACUCUACGUUUUGCCAAAGACGCUCGACGAGGAGGUUGCUCGUCUCCAUCUCGACAAGCUGGGUGUGAAGUUGACAAAGCUGACCGCCGAUCAAUCCGAAUACCUUGGAGUGCCACCGAGCGGACCAUACAAACCAGAUCAUUAUCGUUAU